Anas platyrhynchos (mallard) is the source of this 4896-nucleotide messenger RNA. NCBI's taxonomy places the organism in Eukaryota, Metazoa, Chordata, Aves, Anseriformes, Anatidae. The record is from RefSeq and is a predicted model, not a curated record.
AGGCUGGGGGUCGUGGAGGAGCAGCCCUGGGUGCUGUGAGGCUAAAGCUGCCGCUGCCGUGCCCGUGAGAUGCAGCGCAGGGCCUGGGCGCUGCAGCUCUGCAUGGAGAAGGAUGUUGGGUCCCCACCUGUGCCUCAGUUUCCCCAGCCGGUCCUGCCCUCCUUCCGUCUCGCGCCCGCUUCCUGCCACCCGUAGACAUCUGGGGACACGCUUUGUGCCACCACGGCCAUGGCUGUAGAUUUUGAGGUGCGUUAAUGUGACAGAUGGGCAGCGGGCGAGCGAGGCUGGGUCACAGCCAUGUGCCACCGUCCCAGCGGGGACCUUGCCACUCCUGCCCUGUGCAGGCAUCGUUUCGAUGCGCUCAGAGCUCCUGGCCCUCCCCUGGGGGCUUGCAGCCCCUCGCGAAGCACUCCGAGGCUGCUGCUAGCCCUGGGGAUGCUUGCGGGGCUGGGGUCCGUGUCGGUCUGGUUUCUCCCUGCCGCAGGAUCCCGGCCGUGGCCUGGUUUCUGUUCCAAAUGGAGGUCACCUCCCGGCAGCUUCCUCACCUGGUGAGCUGGGGAAGGCGCUGAGGAGGCUCUGAUUGUGCGUUAAUCUCUCCGUUCCUGUGUGGCCGCUCGGUUCAGGCUCCCCUGGCCAUUGUGCACAGACGUGAGGGUUUAUUUGGUUGCUCCAAGCUUGGGUGCAAAGAAAAUACCCGUACAUGGUGUGUUUGACAACAGCACGGGCUUCAUUUAUCGAUGUGUGAUACCUGGGAGAGAGGAAUCCGCAUGCUCAGAGCCUGCGAGAGGCUGCGCGUCCCCUUGGCUGUCCCCUCCCCGAGGAGCCCUCCUUUACGUUUCGCUGGGGCCUCUUAAAUGCCUACCCCUAAACAUGCCCCUGCCGAGGUCUGCUGGGCUGGUUUCAUGCCUGUUUAUGUCAGGCUAUUACGUUGUUGUCAUUUUCUUGCCGUCCCCAUUCAGAUGUUUUCUAUUAACCAAAGAUGGAUUUAGAAUUAAUUUUUCCGAAGUGUUUAGCGUCUCUAUAAAUCUCCCAGCCCCACUGCAGCGGGGCUUUCCAGGAGCUGAGCUGCUCAUGGCUGUUGUAGGUCAUUUCGCUUGGUCUUGGGUUUGGUUUUUCUUUCAGCCUGGGCUGGGCUUUGGGUCUGAUGCCACCACUGUUGUGUGUGUGCCUUGCUCCGUUCCUGUGCCUGCACCAAAGCUGCACCUCUGGCACUUGCGACCCCUCCUUGAGGUACCAGGGGAGCAGCCUUAAUACCUCCAGGGCUUGAGGGAUCUGGGGCCUCGCCAGGAGGCAUUACAAGCCUGUAAUGUGCUCAACCCUUUUAUUCCCUCUUCUCUGCCAAACUGCGCCCUGCAUCCCCCAGCGCUGGGUGCUUGCUGCUGUCGUGGGGGUCUCAGAGGCAGGCGGAUGCUCAGGGCUGCCGUGACCCUGCAGGAAUUUGCAGCUGGGAGGACGCCGCUGAGGUCGCAGCCAUGCAAACAGGCCCUGCCUGUUCCCUGCCCUCUUUUACAGCCGGGGCGUUGCCACCCGCAGCGCUUCACAGCUCCCCCAGCCCUCACCAAGCUUCGCCCCAAGGCAAGCUGUGUCCCUGCUGCCCCGGCCCUGCGUGGGCACCAGGGCUUUGUGGGCAGCGCUGUGGGAGCCCCAGCAGGUGCCUGGUGGCCACCAACGUGGUCGGAUUUUGCCUGGGAGCGUUGUGGUGUGGCUGCUCAUCCCCUGGCGAUGUGCUCUGCAUGGCAAACGAGCUGCUGGUGGCCCCGGGGGUUCCUGCUCCACUCCCUUCUCCCCGCUUCCUCUCCUCCUUGAAGGCUUUUCUAGGAAACCGUCGCCUGGAAAUCACGUUGUUAUCAGAUGUGCUCCUAAAAGAGCCCUUUGCAGCAUGGUGGCGUGGCUCAGUGCUUGCGGAGCGCGCGUGCACGCAGAGAUGCUUCUCCGGGGAUUUGGGGCUUCGUCGGCCUCGUGCCACCGGUGCGGCUCCAGUCCCGCGGCAAAUUGCAACGCUGGGGAGAGGUGCAGAGCCCGGGGGCUCCUUCACCCUGAGAGGCCAGCGGGUGAAUGCUGUUGGGUCAGGAAGGGCCAGACCCGUCCCCUGCCCGCACGGCCCCGCAGGGAGGUGGGAAGGAGCCGUGCUGGCUGCCGCCGCCCCGUAACACGCCUGUCUGUCCCCGCAGGAUGGCGGAGCCUCGCUUCAACAACCCCUACUUCUGGCCGCCUCCUCCCACCAUGCCCAGCCAGCUGGACAACCUCGUCCUGAUCAACAAAAUCAAGGAGCAGCUGAUGGCAGAGAAGAUCCGUCCCCCACACCUGCCCCCCACCUCCGUGGCCUCCCAGCAGCCCCUCCUGGUGCCCCCCUCUCCUGCCGAAAGCAGCCAGUCCAUCAUGUCCCUCCCCAAGCUGCAGCAAGUCCCGGGCCUGCACCCGCAAGCUGUCCCCCAGCCCGAUGUGGCCCUGCACGCCCGGCCGGCCACCAGCACUGUCACAGGGUUGGGGCUGGCCUCCCGUGCGCCCGCCGUCAGCACCUCUGAGUCCAGCACAGGCACGGGCACCACCACCCCUUCCACCCCCACCUCCACCAGCCAGAGCCGCCUCAUCGCCUCCUCGCCCACCCUUAUCUCAGGAAUCACCAGCCCGCCCCUCCUCGACUCCAUAAAGACAAUCCAGGGCCACAGCUUGCUGGGGGCACCCAAGACGGAGCGGGGCCGCAAGAAGAUCAAGGCGGAAAACCCUUCGGGGCCGCCCGUCCUUGUGGUUCCCUACCCCAUCCUGGCCUCGGGGGAGACCGCCAAAGAGGGGAAGACGUACAGGUGUAAGGUCUGCCCCUUGACGUUCUUCACCAAGUCGGAGAUGCAGAUCCACUCCAAGUCACACACAGAGGCCAAGCCCCACAAGUGCCCCCACUGCUCCAAAUCGUUCGCCAAUGCCUCUUACCUGGCCCAGCACCUGCGCAUCCACCUGGGCGUGAAGCCCUACCACUGCUCGUACUGCGAGAAGUCCUUCCGCCAGCUGUCCCACCUCCAGCAGCACACCAGAAUUCACACCGGUGACAGACCCUACAAGUGCCCGCACCCCGGCUGCGAAAAGGCGUUCACACAACUCUCCAACCUCCAGUCUCACCAGCGACAGCACAACAAGGACAAGCCCUACAAGUGCCCGAACUGCUACCGGGCAUACACGGACUCGGCCUCGCUGCAGAUCCACCUCUCGGCGCAUGCCAUCAAGCACGCCAAGGCUUACUGCUGCAGCAUGUGCGGUCGCGCCUAUACCUCGGAGACCUAUUUGAUGAAGCACAUGUCCAAACAUACCGUGGUGGAGCACCUCGUGAGCCAGCACUCACCUCAAAGGACGGAGUCCCCCGGCAUCCCCGUGCGAAUCUCACUCAUCUAAGCAGGCUCUGCCCGCUGGCCGCCCUCCCUCCCGGCUCCACUGCCGUCGGGGGCCCUGCGGAGGCCGUGGUGCCACGUCCGGACCCCCCGCUCCGCACCCCCCUGCCCGCCGAGCGGCCCUGGCAGCUUGGCGGGGAGCCGGUGGAUGCGGCCACGCUUUGGAAACGUGCCCGGGCCCCCACGCCCCCGGCCCGGCCCCCGGGGCUGCAGGUUUGGUGACAUCCAAAGACGGUUUCAGAGCACUUUGAAUCUCUGUGUUGUUUUUUUUUUUUUGGGGGGGGGGAGGGGAGGCGAGGGGUCUUCUCCUUUGGUUAGUCCCUGCCCCGUCUCUCAUUUUGGAUACAAAUAUAUAUAUAUAUUUAUUGGCCAAGAAGUUGGUGCUGCUAAAACAGAAAAGGAAAUAAGACACAAAACGAACCGCGGACCAAGAUGAGCGCCGGAUGGCGAACAGGGGCUCGGGCCCCCUGCUGCAGCCCCUUCCUCCCCUGGACUCUCGCUCGGAGCCACGGCUGGAGAGGGGAGCUGGCAGGACGCGGCCGAGCAGGCACGGCAGCAGGACGGGCACCGCGGCGGCCGCUGCCUCCUUGGGACUCUUCGGUUGGUUUUGGUUUUAUUUUUAACAAUGUUUUCCCCUCUGGGCUCUCUCCUCCCACGCUGGACUCCGUUGCCGGGAGCAGAAGAGGCCCCGGCGGACACUGGGUGCGGGGCUGCGUGGCUUUGGGGCGAAGCCGGUGGGGGGGAGCCCCGCUCCUCUGCCGCCCCCGGGGGGCUGGAUGCGGCCCCCCCCCCUCCGCAGGGCGCCGAAGGCAGCGGGAGGGCAGCGCUUUGCCUUGUGCUGGCCCCGGGCGCGUGUACAUAGACCCUUGUAUAGAGCCGGGGGGGGCCCUGCUCCCUGCGGAGAGACUCGACAGAAACUCAUCUAUAUUAUGUACUCUUUGGUUCCGUUUUGGAUAUUAACUGUGUUAUUUUUUUAUACACUUUUUAAGCCUUAACUCAUUGUUUUGCCAGGGUGUUUAUUACCUUCUGUUUAUUAAUUUGAGUUCCCGCAGCCUUUUUCCCCCACCCUGUGUCCAUCCUGCCUCUGGUUCCUUGUUUCCGACUCGAUGUUGUACGAUACUCAAUAUUGUAAUCUUUUUUGUCAGCAUGUUAAUACUGUGUAAAUAUGCCUCUUAUACACACUGUUAACACCCUCCUCCCUUCCCCUGCCCUGUUUUGGGGCUUUUUUUAUUUUCCUCGAUGGAAAUCCAGGCCACACGUCCCUAGAGCUAGUUACUACCUUAUUAAAAAAGGAAAAAAAAAAAAAAAAAAAGUGGGAAAAAAAGAGAAAAUUAAAAAAAAAAAAAACUCCCCCCUCCUCCCUGUCUUGCAUUGUGGUUCACGGAGAAGCUGGGGGGAGGCCGUGGCCUCGCCGGGAGCGUUUGCGGUCUGUUGAAAAAUGAGUGAAACCCCCCAAACUGGCGCCUGUUUUGAAAGAAAAAAAAAAAAAGACGAAUAAAACAAAACAAAACAACAA